Molecule: messenger RNA, 2100 nt
Organism: Diachasma alloeum
Lineage: Eukaryota; Metazoa; Arthropoda; Insecta; Hymenoptera; Braconidae
Gene: Miga
Product: mitoguardin
Exons: 9
Coding region: 65-1708 (547 amino acids)
Biological process (GO): mitochondrial fusion
Source: RefSeq, a predicted model, not a curated record
UUGAAGUACGAACGGGCCCCCCCCUGUUGAACACUUUACAUUGGCCCUGCUCAUCUCCCCUAUAAUGUCUGCUUUAGUGUUCGACUGUACUCUUUUUGGCCUCAACUGUUCAAAUGAUCGGAAAUUUGGCGAGUUAUUUGUAAUACAAUUGGUGACAAUGUCACUACUGGGUGCUCAGCAGUUCUUCGGGAGAAUUUACUCACACUGUCCCAAUGUUCGACUGCCAUAUAUUAAUUUAUCAAGGACACAGAAGAUUUUUAUUAUAUGUCUCACGAGUGGGACAUUGUUGCUGGGUGGUUUAGCCAAGUAUUUGAAGAGAAGAAGGCGACCAUCCCAUCCUAUCAAUCGCCGGCCUACGAGGGAUCUCAGGCAACGAUUAUUGAGUGCGAAACCCUCGAAUUUUGACACGGUUUCUCAAGUAUCGUGGGCCAAGAGAAGUGAAGCAAGUACCCGGAGUCACAUCAGUGAUCGGGCUUCGUUGGUUUCUUCAAUUCCUGGAGGACCGGAUGGUGAUAUCAGACUAACUCCACAGCAGUACGGUGUUUUGGGAUUGGAAGCACUAGAAAAGGCUCUCUAUUGCUGGGAAGAUGCCCUAACUGCAUUCAGCUGCAUCUGCGGGAGUAAUGCACUUGCAUUACCGUCUAAAGCGGAUGCUGCCUUCACUCACGAUGUACAACAAUUGCUUGACCUUGGUUAUCAAAUUCAAAGUACGGCUGAGUUGCUGUUUAUCGAUCAGCACUCCGUACUAUUUUGCAAUGGCAGCGACGGAAGUGAAACAAGUCACAAGCGCGCCUCGACAACACGGUCUGGAAAGGAUAGAGACAAAACGGAUGCUGCAUCGUCCCCCGAGUCUUUUGCUUCAGCCAAAGAUGGGGUGGCAGAUUUGAGGGAGUUUGAGGAGUUCUCGGAGUUUUUCCCACAUUUUGAGAAACAAAGGCUGUAUCACGCUGCGUUGAAGCAACAUGAGGACCGCGGCAUUCCUUGCAGGAAGCUGCACACGGAGUUGGUUAAAUGCGGUUCUGAUGUUGAAUACGUGGCGAAGGUCCAUUGUCUGCGCCAAGCAUACUCCAGGCUCUUUACUUUGCCUGUAGCAGCCUCUUGGAUUGCUGAUAUCGGUCGUCAAGUCAUCAGCAAUUUAAUCGUUUACGCUGACAGGGAUCCCAAAGACUAUCUCAGCCAUUAUGAAAGGAUGAUGGAAUUUCUCAGCGAUUCUAGUAAUCAUCGAAUUAUGGAGGAGGAGUUGACGGGACGUGGUGUCAAGUGCAUAAAUUUUUAUGAUGUUCUCAUCGAUUUCAUUCUUCUCGAUUCAUUCGAUGAGAUUGACAAGCCACCAUCAUCUAUCAAAGCUAUUUUGCAAAAUCGGUGGAUUUCUGCGAGUUUCAGAGAAACUGCAAUUGGCACUGCAAUAUGGUCAGUCCUAAUGGGGAAACGUCAAAUGCUCAAAUAUUCAGAUGGUUUCCUAGCCCACUUCUACUCCAUUUCGGAACAAGUAUCGCCAGUGUUCGUCUGGGGCUUCCUCGGACCAGAAGGAAGUCUCACAUCGACCUGCAACUACUUUAGGGACCAAGUCAUAGAAUUUUUGAUUGAUAUAUUCGAUUUUUUCAAAGUCAGGUAUACUAACGUUGAUAAUCUUGCAGAAGAUAUUCUGAGGGAAAUGAGGGUGCGUGUAGAGAAUAUUAAUCAACGGUUAGCACUCGAAGGAUGUUGAUUUAUUCAUUGAUUAACCUAUAUAUAUAUUAAGUCAUAUAUUAGAUGAAAUAUUCAGUCGCAAUGUUGUACAAGUAGUUAAAUCAUAAUCCACAUUCUAUUCAAUACGGGUUGGUAUUUUACAUGCCCUCGAUCUUUUGUAUAUCUUUAACAAAUUAACAAAUUCCAGUAGCAUUACUUACCAUUUUUUUACCUUAGAACCAAACUAAGUUUAUUACAUCGACAUAUUAUUAGUAUUAAUGCCACUUUUUUCUUUAUAUUUGAACUUCUGUCACCACCAGUAUGAUUUAUUAGAGGCUAAAGAGCAUUGAAUAAUUGUAUAUAUCCGUGUACAGUUAAAAUAGGUAGGCAGUUUUAUAUUAAUAAAUAUGUUUUAUGAACGCUGAUGAUUAA